ACAGUACUUCAAUUACCACAACCAACCCUUUUAAAGAUACUUACCAUGAACUCCUGGGAUCAGAAGAAGUUUUCACUCAAACCGAGAGCUCGCGGCUGCUACCUUGUUACGGACGAGGUCCUCUCCAACGUGCCUGAGAUAUGCACCUAUACUAUCGGCCAGUUGACCUUGUUCCUCCAGCACACGUCCGCCGGAUUGACCCUUAAUGAGAACUGGGACCGCGAUGUCCGCAAAGACAUGUCUUCCUCAUUAGAUCGAGUUGUGCCUGAGGGCGAUUUUUACGUACAUUCCGACGAGGGCCCUGAUGACAUGCCUGGCCAUGUUAAGAGUACUAUCGUCGGCGUGACCUUGACUAUUCCUAUUUCCAACGGGAAAUUGUGUCUCGGAACCUGGCAGGGCAUCUGGUUGUGUGAGUUCCGUGACUAUGAGCACACUCGGUGGUGCGUAGCCACUGUCAAUGGGUUGAAGGAGGCACCAUAGACGU
This is a messenger RNA of Babjeviella inositovora NRRL Y-12698, 484 nucleotides long. RefSeq lists its product as uncharacterized. NCBI's taxonomy places the organism in Eukaryota, Fungi, Ascomycota, Pichiomycetes, Serinales. The transcript has a single exon. The record is from RefSeq and is a predicted model, not a curated record. The coding region runs from base 46 to 480 and encodes 144 amino acids.